AUGGCACCUUCAAAAGUCUCAACACCUUCAUCGAAACACUCUCUACCUUUGCAUAGCGCAGCUUCUGCCCAUCAUGACCAAGCUACCAAAGCACGGCCAAACCUCAACCCACCAGUUCCUGACAUUCCAUUCUUCACGCCCCAACAUCGAGUUUCGCCAGGUGCUGUCUUCGGCAAUGUCGAAAAUGUACCGACUCUGUUUCAGCCUCUGACUAUUCGUGGUAGAACACUCAAGAACAGAAUUGUAGUGGCACCCAUGUGCCAAUACUCAGUCGCUCCAGAUGGACCACAAGCAGGAUGUCUAACGCCAUACCAUAUCGCCACAUUAGGCCAUUAUGCACUGAAAGGCGCAGCGUUGACUUUCUGUGAGGCCAUGGCUGUGCAGCCAAACGGGCGUAUCUCACCCAAUGACGCGGGCUUGUGGUGUGAUGCUCAAAUAGACGGCCUAAAACAAGUUGCUGAUUUCGUGCACAGCCAAGGUGGAUUACUUGGCGUUCAGCUUGCCCAUGCUGGUCGAAAAGCAAGCCAGACUGCUCCCUGGAUCGGAGGUGGGCCUGAUGGACGAAGAAAAAAUGGCAUGCGAGCCACGAGAGAUGUUGGUGGAUGGGGUCCUGGUGAUGUCGUGGGACCUACUGGCGGUCACGAGAUGGUCUGGGAUGGAAAGAGCGAGAAUGACCCUGAUGGUGGAUUUUGGGCUCCGAGAGGGCUCACGAUCGAAGAGAUAGAUGAGAUGGUUGAGGACUGGAAAAGUGCCGCCAUUCGAGCGGUUAGAGCUGGAGUCGAUGUGAUCGAGAUACACGGUGCUCACGGCUACCUCAUUCAUCAAUUCUUGUCUCCAGUUACCAAUAGACGAACAGACCAGUAUGGCGGAGAUUUUGAAGGACGGACGCUGUUAGUGCGUCGGAUCAUCGAGGCUGUUAGAAGUGUAAUGCCAAUAAGCAUGCCGCUCUUUCUACGUGUGAGCGCAACCGAGUGGCUGGAAGAUAGCGAGUUUGAGAAGGCAGCAGGCGGAAGCUGGAACGUCGAUGCUACAGAGAAGCUUGCUAAGAUCCUGCCUGACCUGGGCGUUGAUCUGCUUGAUGUCUCAUCAGGUGGUAACCAUCGUGCUCAAAAUACGGCCUCAUUCCGCAUCAAGGACUAUCAGACUCGCAACGCUGGCCGUAUUCGAAAGGCACUGAAGGCCGAAAGGAAACAUAUGUACAUUGGUGCAGUCGGCCUGAUCACUGAUGCUGAGCAGGCCAGAGAUCUGGUUCAGGAAGACGGCCAUGCACAACAGUACCUGCAAGAAUCGACACUGGCCGACGAGGCCAAGGCUGUCAAGGAAAUGACUGAUGCCCACAAUGGGAAGGAAGCCCAAGCCGAUGUUGUCUUCAUUGCCAGACAGUUUAUGAGAGAGCCUGAAUGGGUGUUGAGAACUGCGCAACAUUUAGGGGUGGAUGUCGCUUGGCCGUCUCAAUUUUUGAGAGUGCGCUUCCCAAAGUUAUAA
Molecule: messenger RNA, 1485 nt
Organism: Lithohypha guttulata
Lineage: Eukaryota; Fungi; Ascomycota; Eurotiomycetes; Chaetothyriales; Trichomeriaceae
Gene: OYE32
Product: NADH-dependent flavin oxidoreductase
Exons: 1
Coding region: 1-1485 (494 amino acids)
Cellular component (GO): intracellular anatomical structure
Molecular function (GO): FMN binding; NADP binding; NADPH dehydrogenase activity
Source: RefSeq, a predicted model, not a curated record